Molecule: messenger RNA, 1491 nt
Organism: Fusarium vanettenii 77-13-4
Lineage: Eukaryota; Fungi; Ascomycota; Sordariomycetes; Hypocreales; Nectriaceae
Exons: 2
Source: RefSeq, a predicted model, not a curated record
AUGAGUUCAGAAUCCAUCUACACGUCGCUGAGUGACCCCGACACUAUCAGAAUACUCGAGAUCGGCCUGCUUCACCCGGGUAGCAAUCAGCUAAGCGGGCGCCUCACUAUCGAAAGCUUGCACGAUCAGCCCGAUUAUGUCGCCUUGUCUUAUGUUUGGGGAACUUCAUCAUCUGAUGACCCGUUGAUUGACAUCAAUGGUCAUUCAUUUCAAGUCACACAAUCGCUCUUUCAAGCUAUCAAAGCCUUGGUAUCCGACACCAAAAUCAGGAUCUGGAUUGACCAGAUCUGCAUCAACCAGAAUGACAACACGGAGAAGGCACACCAAGUACAGCUCAUGUCCAAGAUAUAUAGCCAGGCUCGGCUGGUUGUAGGCUGGCUCGGCCAUGAAGCCGACGAAAGCAACCUUGCCAUGGCGUCCCUCAGCUACGUCAAUCGCCUUUCAAGAGAGAUAAUGGACGAGGAUUCCAAGCAGAGUCCGCCGCCCUAUGAGUUGAGAAAUGACAAGGAUUCUUAUUCCGAAAUCUACCACGAUAUAAUAGACCCUACAGGAGGAAAGCUAGGGACCGCCUGCCAUACUCUUGUUCAACGACCGUGGUUUUGCAGGCUGUGGAUCGUCCAGGAGGUGGCUCUGGCUAAAGAACUCGAGCUUCGCUGCGGCUCAUCAUCGAUUUCUGGAGAGGAGUUCUUUAGAGCAAUCCAAAUUUGCACCUGGGAAUGUGAGAAUCCCCAAGACCGCCUGAACGGUCUUUUCGGGGUUGCUUUUCGGCAUGAUCCAGUUAGCGCGUGGUUCAAACCUAGUUCCUCCAUGUCUGGGCCCGAGCUAUUCACCAUGUUUGCGACAGAACACAUACGCGUUACUGGAAAUCUGGACAUAUUGCAUUUCACUGGAUGUGAGAAUGCUUCCACUCAAGUUGAACAAGAGGCAGACGUUUUACGGCCCUUCCCCGUUAUAACCCCAUUGAAUGAUCUCGCUUCUUGGGUGCCAGACUGGCGAGUGAAAAUGCGGCCAUUGCCACUAUUGACCAGCGUUCAAGACAACAUCUGGGUGAAUUUCUCUGCUACGGCUUCUGAACCAGAUUAUUCCCUCGAUCGAACUUCUCAGACGCUUCAUGUCCGCGCCAUCGAGGUUGACAAGGUCAAGAUGAGAGGUCUACAGUAUCAUCCGUUUAGCAGCCAUUCGGCUGAUUUUGUCGAUGGGUGUUUUCUCGAGUGGCUGGAACUAGUCAAGAACUACAUCGGUAGUACUCAGACUGAGUCUAUGUUCCCUUUUACUAUGACGAUGGAUAGAAAGGUGGCCAUACCAGGACGGUCCCCGAACUGCUUCGACCCCAACACCAUCCUGGACCAUCUUGAACGUCAUGCCCAAGAGGUGGCGUCUGGAAAAUAUCAUGAGAAAAAUAAAGACUGCUGGAGAGAGACGAUUGGACCGGUAAUCGAGUUUCGGUAUCUUGCCGAGGAGCUUUGUCGCUACCGCGUCUUAUUCGUUACU